Molecule: messenger RNA, 366 nt
Organism: Mesitornis unicolor (brown roatelo)
Lineage: Eukaryota; Metazoa; Chordata; Aves; Mesitornithiformes; Mesitornithidae
Product: semaphorin-4C-like
Exons: 3
Biological process (GO): semaphorin-plexin signaling pathway; neural crest cell migration; muscle cell differentiation
Molecular function (GO): semaphorin receptor binding; chemorepellent activity
Source: RefSeq, a predicted model, not a curated record
GAACUGUCCGGCUUCACCCUGGACCGCGUGGCUUUCGAGGACGGCAAAGGGAAGUGUCCCUACGACCCCACCAAGGGCCACACCGGCCUCAUCGUGGACGGGGAGCUCUACUCCGCCACCUUCAACAACUUCCUGGGCACCGAGCCCGUCAUCCUGCGCAACCUGGGCCCGCACUACUCCAUGAAAACCGAGUAUCUCACCUCCUGGCUCAACGAGCCCCACUUCGUGGCUUCGGCGUACGUGCAGGAGAGCGCGGCCAGCAGCACGGGGGACGACGACAAGGUUUACUUCUUCUUCAGCGAGCGGGCGGUGGAGUACGACUGCUACGCCGAGCAGGUGGUGGCCCGGGUGGCCCGGGUCUGCAAG